GCAGGAAGGUCAGCCCUGCGCCUGCGACACAGGUGAAGCAGGCCCUGGUCGUCAGGGCAUGGACAGAGAGCAAGAGGACAGCCAUCUUGAGUGGCCUGACCACUCGGACACUCAUCCCAGCCUUUCGGUUUAAUUUGCUUUUCAAAAUGUAAACUCGUGUGACAGCCUGUUUAUCUAAUCCUUCACAUGCCCAGAGCUUUCACUGUUGAGGUUCCUCAGCGCUGAACUAACCAGAGGGUACUUCCUUGAACAUAAUGAGGCCAAGUAUACAGAAAGAAGAGAAAGAGUGUACACUUGUAUGCGAAUACCAAGAGAAUUGGAAAAGCUCAUGGUUUUUGGAAUCUUUCUGUGCCUGGAUGCGUUUCUCUAUGUGUUCACCCUGCUCCCUGUCAGAGUCUUCCUGGCCCUGUUCAGGCUCUUCACCCUGCCUUGCUAUGGCCUAAGGGACCGACGUGUGCUUCAGCCCGCCCAGGUGUGUGACAUCCUGAAGGGGGUCAUCUUGGUCAUCUGCUAUUUCAUGAUGCACUACGUGGACUAUUCCAUGAUGUAUCACCUGAUCCGGGGGCAGUCGGUCAUCAAGCUGUACAUCAUUUACAACAUGCUCGAGGUAGCAGAUCGCCUGUUCUCCUCAUUUGGACAAGAUAUACUAGAUGCUCUCUACUGGACAGCAACAGAGCCCAAAGAAAGGAAGAGGGCCCACAUCGGGGUGAUUCCCCACUUUCUCAUGGCCGUCCUCUAUGUCUUUUUACAUGCCAUCCUUAUAAUGGUUCAAGCAACAACUCUGAACGUGGCUUUUAACUCACAUAACAAGUCCCUGCUUACUAUCAUGAUGUCUAAUAAUUUUGUUGAAAUUAAAGGAAGUGUUUUCAAGAAGUUCGAAAAGAACAAUCUUUUUCAAAUGUCAAAUAGUGAUAUUAAGGAACGAUUCACAAAUUAUGUGCUUUUGCUAAUAGUAUGUCUGAGAAACAUGGAGCAGUUUUCUUGGAAUCCAGAUCAUCUCUGGGUGUUAUUUCCAGAUGUCUGCAUGGUGGUUGCGUCAGAAAUUGCUGUGGAUAUUGUAAAACAUGCUUUUAUCACAAAGUUCAAUGACAUCACGGCAGAUGUCUACAGUGAAUAUAGAGCCAGCCUUGCUUUUGACCUUGUUAGCAGUCGGCAGAAAAAUGCAUAUACUGAUUAUAGUGACUCCGUGGCCCGGAGGAUGGGGUUUAUUCCUCUCCCACUAGCUGUUUUACUCAUCAGAGUGGUAACAAGUUCAAUUAAGGUGCAAGGAAUCCUGUCUUAUGCCUGCGUCAUCCUCUUCUAUUUGGGGUUGGUCUCCCUGAAAGUCUUGAACAGCAUCGUCCUUCUGGGGAAAUCCUGCCAGUACGUGAAGGAGGCCAAGAUGGAAGAGAAGCUGUUCCACCCGCCCCCGGCCAGCGCUCCCGGCAAACCGCCCAGUAAAUCACAGAACAAGUGCAAAGCCUCCCAAGAAGAAACCCUGUCUGCCUCAGUCACCAGCCAGCCCGCUCAUCAGAAGGAAAAUGCGAUCCCGCUGCUCGUGACGAGCAGCUCUGAUCAGCUUCUGACCACCCCGGACGGCGACGAGAAGGACAUAACACAGGAGAACUCAGAACUGAAACACAGGUCCUCAAAGAAAGAUCUGUUAGAGAUAGACAGGUUCACAAUUUGUGGAAACCGAAUUGACUGAAUUCCGGAGCUCCGGGUGCCAAAGAUGCAGUCUCGGGGCCCCAGAGGCAGUGCCCCCCAGACGGACAGAUGCUGAAGACGGCACUUAAAUAUUUAUUUAAGAACUUAACUUAUUGACGGAAGGCAAAUCUUAGUGUCCUUCUCCAGUGGCGUGGUCUGGCUAAAGGUCAGGUCACACGGGGCAGCCAUCAGCGACCUCCAGUCUCGAGCCCUUGGACAGAUGGGUGGCUCAGGAAAGGUCCCUCCUGCUCGGGGAAGCCGCAGAGUCACCCUGGGCCCCGCGGGAGCGACCCCACCACCCCCUCCACUCCGUCAGCCUGUGCUUCCAGGGGACGGGACUCCACCUCGAGUCCUCGGCGUCGGGGUGCGCUGGAGACGGCGGAGCUCUCACGUGACGCUCCGUUUCCAGCCUCAUUCUGUUCCCACCGUUUUCAAACUUCAUCUGCCAAAGCAUUAAAAAAAA
This is a messenger RNA of Odocoileus virginianus texanus, 2149 nucleotides long. NCBI's taxonomy places the organism in Eukaryota, Metazoa, Chordata, Mammalia, Artiodactyla, Cervidae. The record is from RefSeq and is a predicted model, not a curated record.